GGGAGUAAUGUCAGUCAGCGCCGAGGUCUGAAGCUUGCGCACUACGGACGGACACCAUGCGGAGCCGCAGUAACUCCGGCGUCAAACUUGACAACUAUGCGCGGAUGGUGCAAAAGACUAUCCUCUGUCAUCAGGACCCGGUGACUGGGCUUCUUCCUGCCAGUGAUGACAGCCCUGAUGCCUGGGUUCGAGACAACGUGUACUGCAUAGUGUCCGUGUGGGCACUGAGCUUGGCUUACCGCAAGAAUGCUGACCGCGACGAGGACAAGGCCAAGGCCUACGAGCUGGAACAGAGUGUGGUCAAGCUCAUGAGGGGUCUCCUGCAGUGCAUGAUGAGGCAGCUGGAAAAAGUGGAGAAAUUCAAGUACAGCAAGAGCACCUUGGACUGCCUGCAUGCCAAGUACAACACCUACACCAGUGCCACCGUGGUGGGCGAUGACGAGUGGGGGCACCUGCAGGUGGACGCCACCUCCAUCUACCUGCUCUUCCUGGCACAGAUGACUGCCUCAGGGCUGCAUAUUGUGUACACUCUGGAUGAAGUGGACGUCAUCCAGAACCUAGUGUUCUACAUCGAAGCAGCAUACAAAAUAGCAGACUUCGGGAUGUGGGAACGAGGAGACAAGACAAACCAGGGGAUUCCAGAGAUGAACGCCAGCUCAAUCGGCAUGGCCAAAGCUGCGCUGGAAGCCCUGGACCAGCUCAACCUGUUCGGGGCCAAAGGAGGUCCGGAGUCCGUGGUCCACGCUUUGGCUGAUGAGGUCCAGCACUGCCAGUCUAUUCUCAGCUCCAUGUUGCCGAGAGCUUCUACCUCUAAGGAGGUGGAUGCUGGUGUGCUGUCCAUCAUAUCGUACCCUGCCUUUGCGGUGGACGACAUCGACCUCGUUAACAUCACUAAGGAGGAGAUCAUCUCCAAGCUGCAGGGCAGGUACGGAUGCUGCCGUUUCCUGAGAGACGGACACAAAACCCCGAAAGAGGACCCCAGCAGGUUGUACUAUGAGUCUUCAGAGCUGAAGCUGUUUGAGAACAUCGAAUGUGAGUGGCCUGUGUUCUGGGCCUACCUGAUCCUGGACGGCAUUUUCUACAACAGCCCAGAGCAGGUGAUGGAGUACAGAGAGGCUCUGGAUGCCAUUCUGAUCAAGCAGAAGGAUGGUUUGCGGGUGAUGCCUGAACUCUACAGCGUCCCUGCAGACAAGGUCGAUGAGGAGUACGUGAACCCCCACUCGGUGGAGAGGGUGCCCAUGGGAAAAUGCCCUCUGAAAUGGGCACAGUCGCUGUACAUCCUGGGGAACCUGCUGGCCGAGGGCUUCCUGGCCCCAGGAGAGGUUGACCCUCUGAACAGGAGGUUCUCCACCAUCCCCAAACCUGAUGUGGUGGUUCAGGUGUCGAUUCUGGCAGAGAAUGAGGAGAUUAAGCAGAUCUUGCAGAAGCAGGGGAUUGACGUGGAGACCAUUGAAGAAGUCCAUCCAAUCCGAGUCCAGCCCGCCAGGGUUCUGAGUCACAUCUAUGCAAGACUAGGCCGGAACCAGAGGCUGGGACUGACCGGACGGCCGUAUCGCCAUAUCGGAGUUCUGGGGACAUCCAAGUUCUACUUUAUCCGAGACACCAUCUUCUCCUUCACCCCUCAGUUCAUGGAUCACCAGCAGUUCUACCUGGCGCUGGAUAAUCACAUGAUUGUGGAGAUGCUGCGUACCGACAUCUCGUACCUGUGUUCUUACUGGAGGAUAACCGGUCGCCCCACGGUCGCCUUCCCUGUGUCACAGGGCAUGCUGACUGAAGACCAUAAAGCUGUGAAUCCUGCAGUGCUGGCCGCUUUAAAGAAGCUGCAGGAAGGCUACUAUGGAGGAGCCAGGGUGCAAACAGGGAAGCUGUCAGAGUUUCUGACCACUGCCUGCUGCUCUCACCUGACCUUCAUGGACUGUGGUAAGGGGCGUGGCUACAGCAGCACCACGGACAGUGAUGACGGCGUUUUCGUGUCGCCUGGCAGCGAGGCCUGCGUGCAUGAGUUUGAACUCCGUGAUGAGGUGGAUGACCUGGCACAGUACCUGGAUCAGCUGCUGUCGUUGCCUAAGGAGGGCGUGAAGAUCAGCGCCACCAAGGGAGGCCUCAACCGCUUCCGUGCCGCCGCCAAUAAGACCCGCGAGAUGGUGUCCCUGGUGCACAAGGCCAGAGAGCUCAACAUCCACAAUGUUCAUAUGUACCUCCCGACCAAGCUGUUCCGCUCCCAUCAGCCCCCACUGAACCUGGUGGAUUCUGGGAGUCAGGCCACGCCCACCCCGUGUAACCUGCCCAGAGACGUGAACGGGGGCAUUGAUUACCAGGCCCUGGUGCAGAUGCUGAAGCAGUCUCAGAACCUGCAGGACCAGGCUGACAUCCUCUACAUCUUCUUCAAGGACAAGGGGAUGGACUGGGACACUAAGAUGAGGGGGCGUGGCAGCACAGUGCGGAAGCUGUUAAUGGAGCUGUAUGAGAAGGCGGGAGCCCUGCGGCACUGGGGUCUCAUCCGCAUGAUCUCCGGCAUGCUGAGGAAGAAGGUGGAGGAGCUGGACGGGGCCUGCUCUGACUUGCUGGCACACCAGAAGCACCUGACUGUGGGCCUGCCCCCUGAGCCCCGAGAAAAGACCAUCACAGCUCCCAUGCCCCCGGACAAGCUGGCGAAGCUGAUCGAUCAGGCCAGUGAAAACAACAUCACCAUCUCCAUUCUCACCCAGGAGAUCAUGGUGUUCCUGGCAAUGAUCAUUCGCACGCAGCCCGGCCUGUUCAGCGAGAUGUUCCGCCUGAGAAUCGGCCUCAUCAUCCAGGUUAUGGCCACCGAGCUGGCGCAGUCUCUCAGCUGCUCAGGAGAGGAGGCCACUGAGAGGCUGAUGAAUCUCAGUCCCUCUGAGCUGAAGAACCUUCUCCAUCACAUCCUGAGUGGAAAGGAGUUUGGAGUGCAGAAGAGUGUGCGCUCCGUGGGGAAUGCUGUUAGCCCGGCCAUCUCCAUCUUCGAUGUGAGCAACACAGGAGUCACCAAGAGUGAGAGAGCAGGAAUCAGCAAACUGAAGAGUGAAAUAAAGAUGAUGGGGCAGCGCAGGUCCUCCUGUUCGGACUGCAGUGAGGUGCCCAUGUCUGUGCAUUCACUCGACAUAGAGAACAUUGAAUCGGGGAGGUACAGACUCCCCUCCAUCCAGUCGUUUGAGGGCGCGCUGAGCACGGUCCCGGUGAAGGACAGCCGGCAGGGCCAGUGGCUGCGCCGGAGGCGACUCGACGGCGCCCUCAACAGGGUGCCCGUGGGAUUCUACCAGAAAGUGUGGAAAAUCCUGCAGAAGUGCCAUGGCCUGUCCAUCGAGGGCUUCGUUCUCCCAUCAUCCACCACCAGGGAGAUGACUCCCGGGGAGAUUAAGUUUGCGGUGCACGUGGAGACGGUGCUGAACCGCGUUCCGCAGCCUGAGUACCGGCAGCUGCUGGUGGAGGCCAUCCUGGUGCUCACCAUGCUCGCCGAGGUGGACAUCGACACCAUGGGCAGCAUCAUCCAGGUGGAGAAGAUCGUGCACAUGGCAAACGACCUGUUCUACCAGGACCAGAAAGACCUGGGAGCAGAUGAACACCUGUUGGAGAAAGACCAGUCCAACGGGAUCUGCAGGCAGCUGUAUGACAGCGCCCCCAGUGGCCGCUUUGGCAGCAUGACCUACCUCUCUAAGGCUGUGGCCACCUACGUCGAGGACUUCCUGCCCACUGGCUCCUGUGCCCUGCAGUGAGGGGAUGUCAUUGGACAGCAGUCUGGGAUCCAAGCAGGGCAGCCAAUCAGAGUUCCUGACACCUGAGAACCCUGCUCAUCUGUGCUUCACACAGGGACACUGGGAGGUGUAGUGUUAAGCAGACACGUUGAUGAAUAAAGAUUGCUAGUGUUUAUUAAAUUUAUGUUUCAGUCCCCCCCGAAAUGGAGGAGUGGCUCCGUGUACAGCAGAUGCUCGCAUUUAUGUAAAGCAGUUAGUUUUGUCCUGACACCUUUAAGCUUGUGAUCCAAGCACUUCUAGAGAGGUGGAUCAUCGCAUGUUCAUAGAUGAAAGGUUUUUCAGAGGAAAGGAUGCAGACAUGCUCUUAAGCAAUUCCAAUCACCCUCUGUAAUCAUCGCAGCAUGAAUAAUAAUGACAGCAAAAAUCAAAGAAAUGAAUGAAAAUGUUAUGUUCCUUAAAGGCUUCAUUCAAAGGGAACGCAGAAUAUACAGUAAAGACAAAUCUGUGAAAUCUGUGGUACGUACAGUUGAGCCGAUCUUACCUCUAUGACUUUUUAAAAUGAUAUUCCCCCUGUAUGCAAACAUGUCACUGCAACAGGAGCACUGAGGCACAAAUCCAGUGCUCUGACAUACUCCCACACAGCCAGCAGCAGCUUUCACACUACAACUCCCAUGGUGCACUGUGGGAAAGGAAAUGCCAGCAGGAUGGUGGGUAGAGCGCCACUGAUCUGAGUGGCUUUUUAGUGCCUGAGGAAUCGCAGGGGAGGAUAUCUUGCCAGUGUGCCCACCCACCCCUGUCCCCAGCAGCUCCGAGCCAAUCAGUCCCGCCGCUGUGGGCUCCCAUUCACUGGUGGCAGACGACAUCAAGCUUGCUGACCUGGCCACUCAGGAGCCCAUAGGACUUAUUUUAAACAAAAUUAUUCAAAUUCUGACUGCCUGUCUGUAGAGACAUUCAUGUGAAACAUAUUAACCGGAAUGUUUGUCUUUGUGUGUGCAUGUUUUGGUUUUAAAUCUUAAAGCUGCUUGAAAUGUUUGAAAUCUGUUAUUAUAAAAUAAAUCUGAAAAUAUGCAACAGCUGCAUUUUUCAUAACGGGUCAUAAUCAUUGGAUUGAUUGGAAGCAGUGUGGUAUAGCAGGUUUAUGUGACAAAAUUAUGUUCACAAGAAAAAUGAACAUCAGUUCCAAGAAGGCUAUGCAAUUGCUAUUGCUAUUGCUUGGUUUGGUUAUUUGAAUCAAUGCUGUGCAGGUUCUGCAUUUUCACUGCUCUGUAAACCAUCAGCAUAGAUCUUCAUCUUCACUGGGCCAUCUGAUCCACACUCUAUAGAGCACUGACCCAACAAGAACAUGGUUUAAACCAAUUCAGAGUCAGACUCUAAACUUCUGGUGUUGAGUUUCUCAUACCUGGUGUGGUGCAUAAUCUGUGUUUACACAGGAUUAUUCUGGUUAAAUGCUUAAUGUUAUGAGCAUCCAUUACAUGUGGGAUAUUACAUAUAAGCAUAUUAUAUCUGUUCCUAAGAGAAAAAAGAU
Megalops cyprinoides (Indo-Pacific tarpon) is the source of this 5238-nucleotide messenger RNA. RefSeq names its product phosphorylase b kinase regulatory subunit alpha, skeletal muscle isoform-like. The record is from RefSeq and is a predicted model, not a curated record. The transcript is spliced from 33 exons. Gene Ontology annotation, cellular component: phosphorylase kinase complex. The coding region runs from base 57 to 3734 and encodes 1225 amino acids. NCBI's taxonomy places the organism in Eukaryota, Metazoa, Chordata, Actinopteri, Elopiformes, Megalopidae. Gene Ontology annotation, biological process: glycogen metabolic process. Gene Ontology annotation, molecular function: calmodulin binding.